This is a messenger RNA of Schistosoma turkestanicum, 360 nucleotides long. Lineage: Eukaryota; Metazoa; Platyhelminthes; Trematoda; Strigeidida; Schistosomatidae. The record is from the annotation of a GenBank genome assembly.
AUGGUUAGAAUUAUGAAAAGCAUUUUAAUUAAAUUUGAAACUACAUUUACUACUACUACUACUACUACUACUACUACUACUACUACUACUACUACUACUACUACUACUACUACUACUACUACUACUACUACUACUACUACUACUACUACUACUACUACUACUACUACUACUACUACUACUACUACUACUACUACUACUACUACUACUACUACUACUACUACUACUACUACUACUACUACUACUACUACUACUACUACUACUACCAGUAACAAUAAUAAUAACAAUCAUAUUACUGUGGGAUUUGGUUUUUUCAAUCUGUUGUCCUUAAUUAGUGGUUUAUGUGAAUUUUAUUCACCUUAA